Chelonoidis abingdonii (Abingdon island giant tortoise) is the source of this 1932-nucleotide messenger RNA. RefSeq lists its product as uncharacterized. Gene Ontology annotation, cellular component: nucleus. The record is from RefSeq and is a predicted model, not a curated record. NCBI's taxonomy places the organism in Eukaryota, Metazoa, Chordata, Testudines, Testudinidae. Gene Ontology annotation, biological process: regulation of gene expression.
CCUCCCCAUUUCUCUUUCCAGACGCUCUGAGCAGGUUCCACCAGCGGGGGGAUCCUACCCCAUGGAUCUCCACACCUUUGGCCCGCGGCCCCCCAGGGAUGGAGGCGCUGACUCCCGGCACCAGCCUCCGGCCCGGGAGGAGCCGUCCAGGCACCGGCUCAAACUGGAGGAGGAUGAGGAGGCCGCCCGGCUGCGCGCCCCCCGGGCCCCACCCUGGCCCCCUGGCCCUGGGGAGGCCGGGCCGGAGCAGGGCGAGGCCGCGCGCUACGGUCGCUACCUGCUGAUCGACAGCCAGGGGCUGCCCUACACGGUGCUGGUGGAGGAGGCGGGCGCGGUGGGUGAGCGGGCGGGCCUGCGGAAGGUGUACUGCUGCCCGGUGUGCUCGCGUACCUUCGAGUACCUCUCCUACCUGCAGCGGCACAGCAUCACCCACUCGGAGCACAAGCCCCACGUCUGCCGGGCCUGCGGCAAAGCCUUCAAGCGCACGUCCCACCUGGAGCGGCACAAGUACACCCACGCCGGGCGCAAGCCCCACCAGUGCCCCAUCUGCCAGCGCAGCUUCCGCGACACCGGCGAGCUGGCCCACCACCAGCGCGUGCACACAGGCGAGCGCCCCUUCCAGUGCGAGGACUGCCACAUGCGCUUCGGCGAGCGCAACACGCUCCAGCGGCACAUCCGGCGCAAGCACCGCCAGCAGCCGCCCACGCCCUGACGGGCACGGGGAGCCCCGGAGCCGGACCGACACCGCCCGCACCCCGACGGGCACAGGGAGCCCCAGAGCCAGACCAACGCUGCCCGCACUCCGAUGGGCACGGGGAGCCCCGGAGGCAGCCUGGCAGCUCCCCAUGGCUUAGCCAUGUAGCAACCCUUGUCCCCACAUGGGCCCCUGACUCUGGGGGCAUGGUGGUCUCUACUGUAUGCCCACACCCUGCCUAGGGGAGGGGUACGUGCCCUGUACCCCUGUGGGCAGCCCCUCUGUGCCCUAUCCCAAAGCAUUGGCCUCCCCACAGAUGCCCCCCACAGUGGCCCAAGACAGAGGCUGCCCCUCGCAGAUAGGGCAGGGCAGCCUGGAUUGGUUCUGUCCGAGCCCAUGUGGGUCCUGGAGCACUCACGUAAAUACUGGGGUUAUGGGUGGUAAUUCACUAGGGGAUGGGAAAUGGGGUACAAGGCCUUUCCCCUCUAGGGGGUGCCGGCUCCCGUCCAGCCCUCGGGCAGAAACUGGCUGGCUCAAGGGGGCAAGGAAUGGGGCACGGGGCCUUUCCCCUCUAAGGGGUGCCAGCUCCCAUCUUGCCCUGGGCAGGGACUGGCUGGCUCAGAGGAGCAGAGAAUGUGGCAUGGGACCUGUUCCCUCUAGGGACAGAUAGCUCAGUCCUACAGCCAAUGGUUGAGGGGAGGAGCGGGGUUGUCCUGGCCACCCCCAUAGAGGGUCGUGGUGACUCUACAUUCCCUAGAAAUAGGCUCAUAUUGCUCCUGAUGGCCCAUGUACCCUGGUAUCCGGCCCUCUCCUGCUCCAUAGAGCAGCCCCACUGGCCUAUCUAACCUGGUAUCCCACCCCUCCCUGCCCCGGAUCAGUCCCAGAGGCCCAUCUGCCCCUGUAUCCUGCCUCAAACAGUGACCAACGGCUGGGGGCCAUCACGGAAGGCCCAACAUCACCAAGACCAAUCUUCACAUCAAGUUUUUCGGUCUGGCGCCCCCAAAUGGCUGCAGGUGGAGGCAGGGGAGCAGGAUGCUCCCCCCCGAAGGACUCCCCGCCUCCCAGUCGCCCCAGAGAAGGAAAUCCAAUGACAGAACUGGCCUCACGUCAAGCCGAGAUCACUCCAAGGGGCCCGGCCUGGCCAGCUGCUCCCUCUCCACAGCUCCGAUUUAGGGUGGAAUCUUCGUUAUCUCGGUUUUGUAAUUAUUAUUAAUUAAAACACUUUUUUUUUGGUGGUU